AUUCCUUGGCACAAGUCGCGAGAGUAAGACAUAGUAUCUGUGUGUGUGUAUAUUUAGAGGGAGGGAGAGAGAGAGGUCAAGGAUGAAAAACUCCCAAAGUCCCAACAUUUGGACAUAAAACGGUCACAAGUAGCGGGUUCUCAUGCUAUUAAAUCGUGAUUGGUGGAAUUGGUUCUAAUAGAUUUUGGUCGUGUAGAUGACUAUGGAAGAAGCAAGCAAGCAUGGACCUCUACAUUUUGAACUCAAUACCGGAGCCAAAAUGCCUUCUGUUGGCCUAGGAACGUGGAGAGCUCCUGCCGGUGAGGUCGGUGCCGCUGUCAUUGCCGCCGUCAAGGCUGGUUACAGACAUAUUGAUUGUGCUCGAGUAUAUGAUAAUGAAAAAGAGGUAGGAGAGGCUCUGAAGGAACUAUUUUCCACUGGGGUAGUGAAGCGUAGCGAGAUUUGGAUCACAUCUAAACUGUGGUGCAGUGACCAUUUGCCUGAGGAUGUCUCAAAAGCAUUGAGCAAGAGUUUAGAGGACCUGCAACUUGACUAUGUUGAUCUCUAUCUGAUACAUUGGCCAUUUCGAACAAAACCGGGCUCGACUGGGUGGAACCCCGAUGUCUUUGCUCCCCCGUGCCUGCCAGAAACAUGGGCUGCAAUGGAGGGCUUGUAUGCAUCUGGUCAGGCACGUGCAAUCGGGGUAAGCAACUUCUCAACAAAGAAGCUGCAGGACCUCCUAACCUAUGCGAAAGUUCCUCCGGCAGUCAAUCAGGUGGAAUGCCACCCUGUCUGGCAACAACCUGCCCUUCACAACUUGUGCCAAUCCACCAGCGUUCAUCUAUCAGCAUAUUCUCCUCUGGGAUCUCCAGGGACUUGGGUGAAAGGUGAAAUCUUGAAGGAACCAAUAUUGAUUGAGAUUGCUGAGAAGCUGAGCAAGUCACCAGCACAAGUAGCUCUGAGAUGGGGCAUUCAAAGUGGUCACAGUGUCCUCCCAAAGAGUGUGAAUGAGUCUAGGAUCAAGGAAAAUUUAAAUUUAUUUGACUGGUGCAUCCCUCCAGACCUCUUCUCAAAAUUCUCUGCUAUCCACCAGCAAAGGCUCCUUCGAGGAAACUGUGCAAUUCAUGAAAGCCGUAGCCCCUACAAAAGUCUUGAGGAGCUGUGGGAUGGUGAAAUUUGAGAUGAUAAAGCUGCUUCCUACUCCAUUCACUUUGAUCUAAUAACAAACUUAGAAGAUUCUCCACCAUCAAAGUUUUGCCUCUUUAAGAGAAUGUUGUCACACAUGUGUGCCUUUUUUGAGAAUAUAUAUAUAUAUAUAUAUAUAUUUUUUUUUUGUUAAGUCAUUUGUACUCUUAUUUCUUCGUCAACCAAACAAGAGAGUGACUUUUUUUUUCCCCUUUUAUUGCCAUACUUUCUUUGAAACGUAGAGUGGGCAAAUUUAAAUAUACCCAACAGGGAUUCGCAGUGUGUGGCAUAUUUGGGUAGAAUAAUUAGGGGAAAGCGGAUU
This is a messenger RNA of Cornus florida, 1486 nucleotides long. Its product is annotated as NADPH-dependent aldo-keto reductase, chloroplastic-like. The record is from RefSeq and is a predicted model, not a curated record. The coding region runs from base 197 to 1159 and encodes 320 amino acids. The transcript is spliced from 8 exons. Gene Ontology annotation, cellular component: cytosol. Lineage: Eukaryota; Viridiplantae; Streptophyta; Magnoliopsida; Cornales; Cornaceae. Gene Ontology annotation, molecular function: aldose reductase (NADPH) activity.